AUGGGAAUCUACAAUAGCUCCUCAAUCAAAAAUCAACAGUCGAAAACGAUGCAGACUAUAAAAUGUGUGGUGGUUGGGGAUGGUGCAGUCGGAAAAACUUGCUUAUUGAUCUCCUACACGACAAACAAAUUCCCCUCUGAAUAUGUGCCAACGGUUUUUGACAACUAUGCCGUGACGGUGAUGAUCGGAGGAGAGCCCUACACACUUGGGCUUUUCGACACAGCAGGUCAAGAGGAUUACGACAGACUGCGGCCUCUGAGUUAUCCACAAACCGAUGUGUUCCUAGUGUGCUUCUCUGUUGUUUCACCAUCCUCUUUUGAAAAUGUCAGAGAAAAGUGGGUUCCAGAGAUAUCUCACCACUGCCCUCGGACACCGUUCCUUCUGGUGGGAACUCAAGUCGAUCUCAGGGAAGACAGCAAUACCAUUGAGAAACUGGCCAAGAACAAACAGCGCCCCCUAUAUCUGGAGAGUGGCGAAAAGCUGUCUCGAGACCUGCGGGCCGUUAAGUAUGUGGAAUGCUCUGCUCUCACACAGCGAGGGCUGAAGAAUGUGUUUGACGAGGCCAUUUUAGCCGCUUUGGAGCCACCUGAGACCAAACCCAAGAGGAAAUGCGUCCUGUUGUAG
Messenger RNA from Knipowitschia caucasica, 624 nucleotides. The record is from the annotation of a GenBank genome assembly. Lineage: Eukaryota; Metazoa; Chordata; Actinopteri; Gobiiformes; Gobiidae.